This is a messenger RNA of Clonostachys byssicola, 1302 nucleotides long. Lineage: Eukaryota; Fungi; Ascomycota; Sordariomycetes; Hypocreales; Bionectriaceae. The record is from the annotation of a GenBank genome assembly.
AUGAGGGAUGACGAAAGAUAUCCUACGGUCGUGGAACCAGGUGCAUACCCCAUACCAGUAUACCCGGAUAUCCCAGAGGUGACAACUCCCCCCGGUCCAGAUAUCCAGGGACACGAUAAACUUUCUGUCCCUGAAAAGGAUACACAUCCUCCAUCUGAUGAAUCCGGUUUGCCGGAAGUGAAAAGAGUGUGUGGCUUCAAAAGCAAAAGAAUUGCCAUCCUCAUCACCGUGGUAGUUGUUACCGGAGCCAUCCUAGGAGGUGUCCUUGGCGGCUUAGCAGCAACCGGACGGCUAGGAAACAAGAAGGCUAGCCUCGAGGCUUCAUCUGCUACCCCAUCAAGCAUAACCAACUCGCCGCGGAAAUCAGGCCCCAUUAACAAGUCCCAGCGCAACAUGGCGGCAUCCAUCUCCUCUGGCGCUGAAGGCUCCGAUGUGCAGAUAUUCUACCAGGCGCUCAACGCAACAUCCAUCUCGUACCGGCGCAUUGUCAACGACAAGGCCAAGCCGGAGCAGAAGGCAAGCCUGAGUAUCGAACCCGCCUGGGGAACGCCCAUGGCCGCCGCGGCGAUCAACGGAUCCAACCAUCUCAGGACACAACUGUUUUAUUUAUCCGUUGACAGCGACAACAGGACCAGUAUCGUCGAGGCCACCUUCGAGUGCGAUGGUGACUCUGAAUCAUUCUCCACUGUGUCAAACACCGUGAUAUCUGGCAGUGUCGACCGAUUUGUCCACCCAGAGACCAAGCUCUCUGCCCUUCGGCUGGAAGAUGACCUCCUCCGAGUCUUCUACCAGCAGAAAGACAAGAGUAUACAAGCCCUCCAUAGGGACGACGAGUCGGGGUGGCAUACCAAGAAAGUCAGGCAGAACGCGCUCCCGGGGACGGCCAUCGCCGCCGUGGCCGCCGAGCGAAAGGCCGUCCAUCUAUUCUAUGUUGGCUUGAUUAGCGCGACGUUGCGGGUUUCCAUCUACGAUGACCAGCUCGGUCCCAAGGGAGCCAGUGCUGAGGUUGACGGCACCCCCGGCUCCGCCUGGCUACCGACAAAUAGUCUGACUGGCAUUCACGUGGCUCGUGAUGAAUCCUUCAGAUGUUACUGGUCUCAGCCGAACAACGGCGAUAUCUAUUCGUACUGGCGCGACGAUUUGAGAUGGAUCGGCAAUCACGAGGACUGCUGGGGCCGUGUUGAAGGUGGCUUUGCUGGAGUUGGCUGGUCUGACCAGGUUCGCCUGUACUACUUUCAGGAUGGUGAGUUGGUCGUCAGUGCACAGAGUGAUAAGACCUGGCAGAUGCCUGCGGUAGUGUGA